This is a messenger RNA of Cephus cinctus (wheat stem sawfly), 3122 nucleotides long. RefSeq names its product peregrin (gene Br140). Gene Ontology annotation, molecular function: protein binding. The coding region runs from base 217 to 2916 and encodes 899 amino acids. The transcript has 9 exons. Lineage: Eukaryota; Metazoa; Arthropoda; Insecta; Hymenoptera; Cephidae. Gene Ontology annotation, cellular component: MOZ/MORF histone acetyltransferase complex. The record is from RefSeq and is a predicted model, not a curated record. Gene Ontology annotation, biological process: regulation of transcription by RNA polymerase II.
CCCCCCCUCCCUCCUAACGCCGCCUAAACGGCUUCACGCUGAGUUAUGAUCUAUCCCGGUAUUUCUAUAUCUAUGAUAACUCAAGCUAGUUCAGUAAUUCAUUGUGAUACAUACGUUGAACAGAUUUAGUUAAAUGCUAAGUUUAAUUCCACAAACUAUUAUUUAAGACUGAAACUAGUUUAUGCGUUCGGUUGUGCAAAUUCAUGUAAAAUCAAUAUGAAUACACCUCAGACUAAUAAGAAAAAAGGUAGAAGUAGAAUGGGAGUUCAAAGUGAGUCUUCGGGACUAGGAGUUACUGAAGUACUGAGUUCUCAAGACAUCGCAAGAAUCGUUUUGGUAAAUCCAGCAGGCGAGGAAGGUAAUAAACCAAUUCGUCUUGGAAUUGCUGAAAGUAUUCCAAUUAUUUCUUUGGAGGAAGUGGAGGCAGAUUUGAGGAACACAAAUCAGAAAGCCAAUGUUGCUACAGCUGAAAAAGAAAGAGAGGACAAAGCAAUACUUAGUUCGUUGCCUGUAGCAAUGGUCAAGGAAUUAGAAGGCUAUGAAGGACAGAUAGGCGAAGCAGAACCUCUUCCCAACUCCUACGUUAGAUUUAUGGAACGUAGUGGUGAGGAGCUUGAUGGUGAAGUGGAGUACGAUCUCGACGAAGAGGAUUCCGCGUGGUUAAUGCUGGUGAAUGAACGUCGUGUAGCAUCCGGCCUAAUACCACCAAUGGAGCCGGAUACUUUCGAACUUUUAAUGGACAGACUUGAAAAAGAAUCAUACUUUCAGCAACAGAAUAAUGGUGGUGGCGGUACCGCGGCUGACGAAGAUGCUGUUUGUUGUAUUUGCAUGGAUGGCGAGUGUCAAAACAGUAAUGCAAUUCUGUUCUGCGAUAUGUGCAACUUGGCAGUACAUCAAGAUUGCUAUGGAGUCCCUUAUAUCCCUGAGGGACAGUGGCUCUGUAGGAGGUGUCUUCAAAGCCCAUCCAAGGCAGUCGACUGCGUACUCUGCCCCAAUAGGGGUGGAGCCUUCAAGCAAACCGACAGGUCUGCCACGUGGGCUCAUGUGGUUUGUGCACUCUGGAUACCGGAAGUACGGUUCGCAAACACCGUCUUUCUCGAACCAAUAGACAGUAUAGAAAGUAUUCCGGCAGCUCGGUGGAGGCUUACCUGUUGUGUUUGCAAGCGUCGUGGUGCCGGUGCCUGUAUUCAAUGUCACAAAAGCAACUGCUACGCUGCCUUUCACGUAACGUGCGCUCAGCAAGCUGGUCUUUGCAUGCGUAUGCGUACUGUCCAACCUGCGAACGGUGAACCGAUGCUCGUCCAAAAGACAGCCUAUUGCGAGGCCCAUACACCACCGGAUUAUCAACCAUCUACGAAUCCGGCUGAUGCUCGGAGACGAGCUAUUGCUAACAAGAAGAGUUCUUCGGCUCCAGUUAUCUCGAUACCUACCAUUCCUCCAGAACGGAUUCGCGAAAUUGCUAGUCUGGCUGAAGGACUACCAAAGAGAAGCCAAUUGAUUCAACGGUUAAUAGCUUACUGGACGCUGAAGCGUCAAUACCGAAAUGGCGUUCCUCUUCUUCGAAGACUUCAAAGUUCUCAUCCACACUCGCGUCCACCCCCUCUUGGUGAUCACGCAUCUCCGGCCGCCGAUAGCGAAUUGCGUGGCGAACUCUAUCGACAGCUCAAAUAUUGGCAAUGUCUACGACAGGAUUUAGAACGCGCGCGAUUGCUAUGCGAAUUAGUGCGUAAACGAGAAAAACUGAAAAAGGAACUAUUCAAAGUGAAAGAAAAAUGUUUAUGGUUUGAAUUACGACCAUUGGAAAGUGUGUUGCGUACUCUGUUGGAAGCUCUGAAAGCGAGAGAUACCAAUGACGUCUUUGGGCAGCCAGUAAACAUUAAAGAAGUUCCUGAUUAUUUGGAUAUCGUCUCCCAUCCUAUGGACCUUUCUACUAUGGAGGCUAAAUUAGAGAGACGGGAAUAUGAAACGAUUGGGGCGUUUGAAGCGGAUUUUAAUCUAAUGGUUAACAACUGCCUGGCAUACAACCGGAAAGAUACAAUGUUCUACCGGGCGGGUGUAAGGAUGCGUGAACAAGGCAACACUUUGAUAGAGCAAGCUCGCAAAGAUUAUCCCGACCUGGACCCUGCAGCAGAGAUUGAACAAGCCGCUUCAAAGUCACGGAAACGAGAAAGGAUAAAUCGAAAUCGCGGCGAAUCGGAAUGUCAGAUCAGCGAAAAGGAAGUAGGCGGUGGUGGUGUCAACAGAAGGACAGCAGUUUUAUUUACCAGAAAAGCCAGAGCUCGUGCCAGUCGUAGUGGACAGCCAGCGACUCUGGAAGGUGAUCAGAAAAAACAGGGUGAUAGCUUUCGUGUCUAUAGAAGUGGUACAAUGGACAGCGACGUUGGUGAAGGUGAAAGUCAAUCCUCCAGUUGCAGCAGUUGCUCCACAAGUAGGUCCAGCAGCCCAGAAGUAGAGGGUGAAAUGGAAGAUAUGCCCCAGGAAAAAAAUAACUCAAAAGAGGCAACGGCAGCAAAAGAGGAUGACAGCCAAACCGGUCUCGAAGCUCUACAGCUCGUUUGGGCUAAGUGUCGCGGUUAUCCUUGGUACCCGGCAUUAAUUAUAGAUCCCAAUACGCCCAGAGGCACCGUGCACAAGGGAGUGCCGAUACCAGCACCACCGGAUGAUGUGCUCGCACUUGCUGUUAAUUACAAGGAGCCUGUAUUCCUUGUUCUAUUCUUUGAUACAAAACGCACCUGGCAGUGGCUACCUGGCGAGAAAUUAGAGAAACUGGGUGUUUCCCAGGAAUUGGAUGACAGCAAGUUAAUCGAAUCUCGCAAACCGGCAGACAGGAAAGCCGUGAAGAAGGCUUAUCAAGAAGCACUUCAUUAUCGAAAACAAACGCAUAAUACAGCACUGAAUACAACUUCAGCAAUGUAGUUCUUACAGCAUUGUGAAGAAUAUCAAGUGUUAUUGAAACCAUUGUGACUUGCAUGUUGUGAUACACCAAUGAAUUUUUAAUAAAUAAGCCAAAAAAUUAAUACAUAUAUAUUUAUAUUUUAUGUAUAAACUGCAUACAAUGGACAUUUGUAAAGGUGCACAGUAAUUAAUUCUGAAUUAUAAACAGUAUUAUUUUAAACAUUAAA